Oryza sativa Japonica Group (Japanese rice) is the source of this 818-nucleotide messenger RNA. Its product is annotated as small ribosomal subunit protein uS13z/uS13y/uS13x. Gene Ontology annotation, cellular component: small ribosomal subunit; cytosol; ribosome. Gene Ontology annotation, biological process: translation. Lineage: Eukaryota; Viridiplantae; Streptophyta; Magnoliopsida; Poales; Poaceae. The record is from RefSeq and is a predicted model, not a curated record. Gene Ontology annotation, molecular function: structural constituent of ribosome; RNA binding.
AUAUAACAGCUCCGCCUCCUCCGCGAACCGGAAAACCCUAACCCUCGCAGCCGCAUCGCGCCACCGCCUCCUCCUCCCCCUCCCCCUCCGGCGAGAGAGCCCGCGCCGUUGCCGCCGCCGCCGCCGCCGCCAUGUCGCUGAUCGCGGGGGAGGAUUUCCAGCACAUCCUGCGUCUGCUGAACACGAACGUGGAUGGGAAGCAGAAGAUCAUGUUCGCGCUCACCUCCAUCAAGGGUGUCGGCCGCCGCUUCUCCAACAUCGCCUGCAAGAAGGCCGACAUCGACAUGAACAAGCGGGCUGGUGAACUCACUCCUGAGGAGCUUGAGCGCCUCAUGACUGUGGUGGCAAACCCUCGCCAGUUCAAGGUCCCUGACUGGUUUCUGAACAGGAAGAAGGACUACAAGGAUGGGAGGUUCUCCCAGGUUGUUUCUAACGCCCUGGACAUGAAGCUCAGGGAUGACCUUGAGAGGCUGAAGAAGAUCAGGAACCACCGUGGUCUCCGUCACUACUGGGGUCUCCGUGUCCGCGGUCAGCACACCAAGACUACUGGCAGGAGGGGAAAGACUGUCGGUGUCUCCAAGAAGAGAUAAAUUCCAUGCCCAUCGGCUCAGCAAAUUCAUUUUGCUUGUCUUAUGAGCGUUUCAAUGAUGUCAGUCUUGAUAGGCAGUUUUGUUGGAUGAUGCUUUUGUCUAAGAAGAUAGAUCGUGCGUUGCAGGAAUCUCAAAACUUUUAUAUAUUGUAACUUGGUUGUUUGGUACCGCAAAUUCUGAAGCCUAAUUUUUUUACUGGAUGUGUUUCUGGUGGAUGUUAUGUUUUCA